Pochonia chlamydosporia 170 is the source of this 1332-nucleotide messenger RNA. RefSeq names its product MFS monocarboxylate transporter. Gene Ontology annotation, biological process: transmembrane transport. The coding region runs from base 1 to 1332 and encodes 443 amino acids. The record is from RefSeq and is a predicted model, not a curated record. Lineage: Eukaryota; Fungi; Ascomycota; Sordariomycetes; Hypocreales; Clavicipitaceae. Gene Ontology annotation, cellular component: fungal-type vacuole membrane. Gene Ontology annotation, molecular function: transmembrane transporter activity. The transcript is spliced from 3 exons.
AUGGGUCGUGAUAAUCCAUCAGCCGUCACGGAAGGAGCGCGAAGUUUUCGAAAUUCUGGCCAAGUGGAAAAUGGACUGUAUGACUCCAACCCUGAUUCUGAUCCAUAUUCUGACACACCCGAGAUAAAAUAUCCAGAGGGAGGUUAUGCGGCGAACCUGGUACUCUUCGGAAGCUUCUGUGCUAUUAUGGGCGGCCUCGGUCUCAUGAAUAGUAUUGGCAUCUACCAGUCGUACAUCUCAAGCCACCAGCUGCGAGGUGUCGAUGAAGGUCAAAAAGCAUGGAUUUUUGGAAUUUACAACUUCAUGGUGUUCUUUUGUGGCAUUCAGAUUGGCCCUGUGUUCGAUGUGUAUGGACCAACCUGGCUCAUGAUGGGUAGCCUCAUGCUAUUCAUAACGACGUAUGUGGCAUUAGGCUUCUGCCAACUCUUCUGGCAAUUCGUUAUUGUCCUGGGCGUAGUUGCAGGGGUUGCAACAUCCAUUGUGUUUGUUGUCCCCGUUGCUACGCUGGGACAAUAUUUUUUUGUGAGGCGAGGGUCUGCGACUGGACUAGCCAUGUCAGGGGGAAGCCUCGGCGGUGUCAUGAUGCCCCUUGUAUUCGAUCACUUGAGCGAAGAGAUUGGGUUUGCCUGGACCACGCGAGUCAUAGGUCUUGUAACUAUUGUGUUACUCUUGAUCGGUUGCAUGACUGUACGAAGACGAAAAUCUUUCACGGAGAAUCGAGCUAACCGGGUCAAAAGUAUCCUGCCAGACAUGAAAGUACUCGCAAACCCACCCGUUUCUUUGAUGACUGCAGGAGUGUUUCUGAUUGAGUGGGGAUUCUUCGUUGGAUUGGAGUACGUGGCAUCAUAUUCUAUUGAGAACGGAAUGAGCAAGAAGCUUUCAUAUCUCAUGGUAGUCUUUUUAAAUGCCGGUUCCUUUCCAGGCAGAUGGCUACCAGGAGUAGUCGCCGACAAAUUUGGGAGAUUAAACACCAUGAUAAUCACCAAUGUUCUGUGUAUCGUCGCCAUGUUUGCGAUAUGGUUACCAGCAAAGGGCAACGUUGCAGCGGUCAUUGUGUUUUCAGUCGUCUUUGGGUUUGCCAGCGGAAGCAAUAUCAGCUUGGUACCAGUUUGCGUUGGAGAAUACUGCAGCACGGAACAUUACGGCCGCUACUAUACGACCGUAUACACAAUUGUCAGUUUCGGGGCAUUGACCGGUGUUCCUAUUGCCGGUCAGAUUAUCCAGUCGAGUGGUGGUUCCUACACUGGUUUGAUCGCCUUUGCUGGCGGCUCUUAUGUGGCUGGUGUGACUUGUUUCUGUGCCGUAUGGCUUAUGAACAGAUAUAGAAAGUAG